AAACAACACAAUAACAUUUUCAGAGCAAGCUAUAGAGACUUAUUAAAAUAACAGAUGAACACAGGAUAACAAGAAGAAGUCAGUUUAAUUAUGACGUACCCCAAUUGAAAUACUUAAGUCCAAUAUUAGAACCAAAACAAUGUGUAGCUUUCUAACUCAAAAGAGAAGAUACAACAGUUCAGAUAAGAGGAUGAUGUUCAACUUACAUUGUCGUAUUAUGGUUCAUAGUGAUUUUUCUCUCUAUGGAGACAUGAUGGAGAAAUGUUUCACUAUAUCUUCUGGUUGUUAAUUUAAUCAUUUACUGUGGGUGUCAUCAGAUAAUAAUAUUAAUCUCUGGCGAAGAAACAAAAACGGUGAAAACAAAAAAAAUAAAAAUAGAUAGCCCCAUAGGAAUUUGAUUUGAUGAUCUGAAGAUAAAGAGAUGUAUAUAAUCGUCAACUAGUAAAUCUUCGUACGCGUUGCGUUAACAAACACUUCCAAAACAGGAAAUAGAAGGGUAAAAUCGUCAAUUUAAUAACAAACAAAGUUCCUUUUUCGACAUUGCAAUACUAGUUAGUGAGAGUCGAGCUAUCUAUAAAAACAGAAACAAAAAGUGAGAUCACCAGUUCUGUUCGUUACUACGAUUAUAAUAACUCUUCUCUCUUUGGUCUAUGACUAUGAUCAAACUAGGUGUUUUCGUUGUCUUACUCGUUUUCUUUCUCGCGGGAGUUGUUACACUUUCUCAAGGGUUUAUAGAGACCAAUCACACAGAGAAAGCAAAAGUGUGGCGUUUCAGAGACAAACCAUCCACGAAGUUCGUCAAGUUUCUAGGCAAAGGUUCAUACGGCUCCGUCCACCUCUACCGUCACACAACACACGAUGGCUCAACCUCCUUCAUCGCCACGAAGAUCUCCUCGGACCGUCGGACUAUCCAAAGAGAGUUUCGAGUACUCUCCCAGCUCAAAGGAUCUCCUAGGAUCGUGCGAGUGUUUAGCCGUUCUCUCCACGAACGACUCGACAGAAUCGGAAACAGAGUCUACGAGAUACCUAUGGAAUACGCUUCUGCAGGUACUCUUUCCAGUUUCAUCCGUGCUAACAAACAGUUGAAUGAUUCGACCGUCAAAGAUUUUACUAGGAUGAUACUUCAAGGUUUGGUCUCGGUUCACAGUCACGGUUAUGUUCACUGCGAUCUUAAACCGGGCAAUCUCCUUCUCUUUCCGGUUUAUGAUCAGCAAACAUCGACUAAUCACACUUAUGAACUGAAGAUUGCGGAUUUUGGAUUGACGUUGAAGGAAGGAGAGGAAGAAUCCGAUAAUAGGAAGUACCAUUCUCCCUAUGUGGGAACUCCUUUCUACAUGUCUCCCGAGUCUGUCCGUGAUGGUACUGUCGGGAAAGCCCUAGAUUUAUGGUCCUUGGGUUGCAUUGUUCUCGAGAUGUACACUGGUAAGCCUCCGUGGUCAGAGGUUAGUUUUUAUGAUCUUGAAUAUUUUUUAGGGGAGGACAAAAAGGUACCUGAGAUUCCAGACACUGUGCCGUCUGAUGCAAGGCAGUUUCUAGACAAGUGUUUUGCAGUGAAACCUGAAGAUAGAGGAACCGCUUCCGAGUUGUUGUUGCAUCCGUUUCUGGUCGGAGAUGAUAAGAAGACUGUUUGAUGACACCAUCAUGAAAGCUCAUGGUAAAUUAGAAGAUAAUGCUACUAGAAACAAGGCAUUGAAAGUGAGGAUUAUUUCAUUGAAGCUCCCACUGUUUAAAAGAGUAUACAAUAGACCCCUAAAGCUGAAGAUUCUUCCUCCAAGACCUCCGAGUUCCACUUUUGUUCCCGUUCAUUAGAGUUUAAUUACUGGAAAAGCAUUAUUAGUAAAUAACUAAAUACCACUGUAACAAAUGUUUAUUCUUUUUUUUUUUUGCAAUUUCUAUUUGUAAUUGAUAUCAGUAUAAUCC
Messenger RNA from Brassica napus (rape), 1920 nucleotides. RefSeq names its product mitogen-activated protein kinase kinase kinase 20-like. The transcript has a single exon. NCBI's taxonomy places the organism in Eukaryota, Viridiplantae, Streptophyta, Magnoliopsida, Brassicales, Brassicaceae. The record is from RefSeq and is a predicted model, not a curated record. Bases 651 to 1631 code for a protein of 326 amino acids. Gene Ontology annotation, biological process: protein phosphorylation. Gene Ontology annotation, molecular function: protein kinase activity; ATP binding.